GUUUACUUAUUGGCCAUCGUAAGUUCUAAACGUCAAAAUAAAUUUUUCAGCAGUGCGCAUUAUUUUUAUUUUUGGGAGAGUGCAUUGAAAUUUCUAUCAUUUCCAUUGAACAAAUUUUUCACACGACUUUUACGAUUUACUACGAAAUCCACCGAAAGUGAAACAGCAAAAAGUAUUUUUCAAACAGUAAAAUAAGGUGCAUCUAACUAUUGGUUCAGCGGUGCAAGGGCUCAAGAUCAAAGUUCGAAUUAGGCGUAGUGAGAAGUAAAAACUCGCAUAUUAAUUCUUACAAUAUGACAGUAUCCGCUGGGGCAGCUGACUCGAACAGCAAUGUAGCCGGCAACGAAUCCUCAUCCAUUUUGUUGGGCAUCGUAGAAGAAAUUAUCUAUAGCCCCUUAAAUUUAGCACUUGUAGCAGUCAUAGUAUUUCUUUUUUACAAAAUUGUAAAGGAUCGUUAUGAAGUACCCAGGGACAGAUCCGGUGAAGGUACUUCGCAAAUACCUGAGCUUCCUAAAUUGCGACGAGAUUUUACCAUACAAGAGUUGCGUGCAUAUGAUGGAAAUGGACCGGAUGGCAGAAUACUUAUAGCAGUAAAUGGAACUGUAUAUGACGCCACAAAAGCAAAACGUUUUUACGGUCCAGGCGGACCAUAUGCGUCAUUUGCUGGCAGGGACGCAUCACGCAAUUUGGCAACCUUUAACGUCGAACCAAACAAUAAAGAAGAAUAUGAUGAUCUAAGUGACUUAAAUGCUAUGGAAAUGGAUUCUGUGCGAGAAUGGGAGAUGCAAUUCAAAGAAAAAUACGAUCUGGUGGGCAAAUUACUACGUAAAGGUGAGCAACCUACUAAUUAUGACGACGAGGAAGAAGACUCCAAUGAAGUUGUCACAGAAGUCAACGCGAAUUCCUCUGUUCCCACCACAAAUGCAAGCAACAAUGAUGACGGUGUUCGGAAGCGUGUCGCUAACUCAACCGAUGAGGAAGUUAAAUAAAUAGUAGUUAUCUUUCGAAUAUUUGUUUUGAGAUCACAAUUGAUAGAUUUACAAAAAUUUUAGUUUACAAAAAAAUAUUUAAUUAAAACUUUGAAAACCCUCUGCUGAACAUUUUUACGAUGCUUAUCAGUUGAUAAAUGAAAGAUAAAAAAAUGGCAAAUAUUUAA
Bactrocera neohumeralis is the source of this 1156-nucleotide messenger RNA. RefSeq names its product membrane-associated progesterone receptor component 1 (gene MSBP). Gene Ontology annotation, cellular component: endomembrane system; membrane. The record is from RefSeq and is a predicted model, not a curated record. Lineage: Eukaryota; Metazoa; Arthropoda; Insecta; Diptera; Tephritidae. Bases 294 to 989 code for a protein of 231 amino acids. The transcript is spliced from 3 exons.